Messenger RNA from Blepharisma stoltei, 1023 nucleotides. The record is from the annotation of a GenBank genome assembly. NCBI's taxonomy places the organism in Eukaryota, Ciliophora, Heterotrichea, Heterotrichida, Blepharismidae.
AUGGUUCUAUAUACUGGAACAGGAGGAACUACCUUUACUUCAACAGGUCAAGUUAAAUUUUCUGCAGGAUCAUUUACGAGCCCUGCAUCUGGGGAAUAUAAUGUUGGAGGAACUUCUGUUACUACUACACUAAGCGUAACACCUGACUCUUCGAUAACUUCCGACGUAACUUCAGGCUGGAUUGGGGUGGGGCUACCUGCAGGUUUUACUUCUUCGUCAACAAAACUAAGCCUAGGCUCAAAUUCUGCAGCAUUUUAUAGUGUUUAUUCAUCAAGCAGCUCAUUUACAGGAGGAUUCAUGAUUGCACCACUUUCAGCCAGUAUGUUAGUUGCUAAAACAGUAGCAAAUACUCUUUCAAUGGAUAGUGGCCUAAUUGUUCCAUCUUCUACAGGGUCAUCAUCAGGGGCAGGAACAGGAACGUUCACAGUAUUUAUGGCAGGCUCUACAAUAGGCAGCCAAUGCACAUGCGCAUCACAAUCAUCCCCAAUAACAGUUAGUAUCAACCCUGCAACGAUUACUUCUGAUACCUGUACAAUAGACAAACUCUACGCUCAAGGCUCAGACUCAGUCGAUUCUACCCUCACCUUUACAUUUACUACUGUAAACCCUAUUCCUGCAGGCGGAAAAAUUACUAUUACUCUAGCUUCAGGCUCCUGGACAUUGCAAUCAUCAUCUCCUCUUGUAACCACAUGCCAAGGAGUUGGGUUCUCUGAUCAAUCACAAGCUCUCUUGCAAUCAUGUGCUGUAUCAGGAACAACAGUCAGUUUGACUCAAUUUUCUAAGAUUGCUGAAAGUUCAGUCAGUGUAAAGCUGUAUUAUGUAAUCCCAACAUCCACAGCUGCAGGCUCAAUAUAUUGCUAUACUGCUUUAAGUACUUAUGAUGAAAAUGGCAAUGUUAUAGAUUCUGCAUCUAGCUUAACUAACUCUGUCACUGUAGUAGUUUCAACUGCAGCAGGUACCACAAACACCAAUUCUUUUGUUACUAAACCAUAUCCAAAUGUAGCUAGGGAAACCACUGGCUAG